Aspergillus thermomutatus is the source of this 1173-nucleotide messenger RNA. Its product is annotated as class I SAM-dependent methyltransferase. The coding region runs from base 1 to 1173 and encodes 390 amino acids. The record is from RefSeq and is a predicted model, not a curated record. NCBI's taxonomy places the organism in Eukaryota, Fungi, Ascomycota, Eurotiomycetes, Eurotiales, Aspergillaceae. The transcript has a single exon. Gene Ontology annotation, molecular function: methyltransferase activity.
AUGGAUGUCAUGCCAGCUGCCUUCACCCCCGUGGCCUCCGGGUCCGACCUUCAUUCCACUCUGAGUUCGACUGGUCCUACGUGGGCAGGCACUUCGACCUCCUCCCUCUCCUCCUCCAUUAACGACUACUCCUCCUACCCCCUCAUCCGCCAAGGUGACCGCACCUAUCUCAGAGACCCCGAAAAUCUCUAUCCUUUGCCAUGCGACCUGCCAGAAAUUCACCGCCAGACAUUGCGCUCCCUUAUGCUCAUUCGUGUCUUCGGAGGCCCUUUCUGUACGCCGUCGCUAAACGAGCAGCCCCCCAAAAGAGUUCUUGAGAUCGCAUGCGGGUCGGGAUUAUGGUCCAGUAUGUGUCAUGAGCAUUUCGCCCGUCGCGGCCAUCGCAACAUCGCCUUUCACGGCAUCGACCUCGUUUCAGUGGCCCCCGAUUUGCGCAAGAAAGGUGUGAACUGGCAUUUCAAGCGGCAUGACCUACGCAAGCCCCGCCUGCCUUACCCGGACGAUUACUUUGACUUUGUGUUCAUCAAAGACGCGGGAAUGUGUCCGUCUAGUCCAGCACAGCAGGCGUCCGGUCUCAGUGAACCAUUGCGUGUCCUCAAAUCCGGAGGGAUUUUAGAAGUAUGGGAUUCCGACUGGGUAUUUCGAUCAUUGCUUCCGAAUCCCGCCCCAGCUCGCAAAUUAGCUUCAAGAGAGCAGGAAAUCGCGGACACCACCGCGACGUAUACCUUUUCACCAGCCACACCCUUCACCGGAGCUCAGAACAAGUUUCUCCAGGAUUAUAAUUCCUGGGUCGAGAAAGCCUUUGAUCGCCGGAAACUCACUGCGAUACCAUGCGCCACAAUUGGUUUGUCCUUCAAUGCCGAAGUUGACAUCCUUGAAAAGGUGGACAGUCGUCGUAUCGCCAUUCCAUUGGGAGAAUUGCGAUGGGAACGUGAAGGGGGUCGCCCACGCAAGCAAUUGACCGCGGAACAGAUGUCAAUCCGACGAACUGCACUUCUGACUGUUAUUCAAAUGAUCGAAGGCAUGGAACCGAUGCUCAUGGAGGCCAGCGGGAAAAGCAGGGAUGAGUGGGACAGGUGGUGGACUGCAAUGAUAAACGACUUGUUUCAGAAAGGAGGCCUCGCGAGUGGAGAGUGCCUGGAAGUGAGUGCCUGGUGGGGUCGAAAAAGAUAG